Messenger RNA from Effrenium voratum, 4044 nucleotides. The record is from the annotation of a GenBank genome assembly. Lineage: Eukaryota; Dinophyceae; Suessiales; Symbiodiniaceae.
CACCAACUAAAGCAACACAGAACACACCGCCCCCAUGCCGAAAGCAUGGUCCAUUCUGGACCAGGCAUGGAGUCGGCGGAUUUUCAGCCUGGCAGGCCCAGCGUGACCCUGCUCUUGGCAUGUACUUUCUGCUUUGUAUCCGCUACGGCUCAGCAGGGCAAACGGUAACCGGGCCCUUGCAGUACACUUUCAGAUCUCGUGUGCGUCAGUUGCACCUAUUGCAUGCUGCCAGUUGAUGCUUCCAUGAAGCGGCCACUUCGCGUCUUGCGUUCCCUUGAGUUUGUCCAGCAGAGCCAACGGACUCGAUGCUCUGAUCUUGUCACACCCACACAAUGCGCUCCGGUGAUGAGAGACGACAGCUGCUACCAGCGCAUUUGGGAUGCGCAGAUUUAGGAUGAUGUCUCACACGGUGGACAACUUUCGAGUCGACACGGAAAAAUUUGAGCGCCUGAUAAGUGCUAGUCGCUCGCCGCAGCGUCUAACACACAGUUGAAAAACACCACAGGAAACAGAUGACCUGGGACGGCCCUGGUGCAAUUCUUGCUGUGUUGAACGUAAGGCUCCGUGAACAAGGAUUUCGUGCUCAGAGCAUUUGGCUCAGGCAGUCCCUGUGAGCACGAGCGCUGCCUAGACCACGAUGGCAAGCGACAGUGAGACGUCUUUGGACAGCUUUGAUGUCAGCAAGCAAAAACGCGGCAGGGCUUCAUUCCAAGAUGGCGUUUCGUUGCAAGCUUUCACCUUCCCUGACUCGGGCUUGUUCUGGACCAACUCGCGACAAAUCCGGUUGCACAUGAGAAGCUCGGCAGACUUCAGAGUUGUUCUGAACAGGCUGACGCAAAGUGCGGGCUCCUGGGUCCUGGGUUUGUUCAUUUGGAUUGCAAUGUCAGAGGUCUCCUGCUAAGGAGUCAUCGUGCCUGCGAAGAUUAGCGACUCCACAGCGGUGGUUGUCUCUGUGCAUGGUUUUGGUAACCACUGCAAUUCCGAGAGGGGCAUUGGAUGUAUUCGCAGGUUCGCGGAAGAGCUCGACGCCAUCAUUUUCAUGUACGAUCAACACGGACAUGGAUAUUCGGGUGGCUCUCGAGGCUUCAUCACUGACUACGUCCAUUUGGUCGACGACCUUGCCGGUCUUGUCCAUUUACUUUACACGGCCAAGGAACCGACAAGCGAUGCAUACAACCUUUGCUCACCUGAGAUAUUGUCUGAGGUGAAGGGCAGGGAGCUUGUGCUCGCGGGUGAGAGCAUUGGCGGUGGAGUUGUGCUGGCUGCUUCUGUUCGCCUUCAGAAUUCAAUCACUCGUGCCAGCGCCUUGAUACUAUUCGCGCCAUUCUUACAAGCCACUGUACCCUUUGGUGCUGGGAAGUCCUUUGUCAACAUGGUGAGCAGCUUUCCUUCGUUGGGGAAUGUGAGUUUGCCACAGAUGUUCCUGCCAGAGCUGAAAGGAGAUGCCAUUUUUGCGAACGGGCAUGAUGUAAAGAUCUUUGAGAUGGAUCGCUCCAACGGCGUCCGUUCUGCAUUGGGUUUUCCAAAGAAGCUGAAGGCCUCGACCGGAGCCUCCAUUACGGCGAUGUGCAAUGCUAUGCCGGGAAUCAUCACGCAGCUAGACACGCCUGUUCUCAUGUGCUGUGACCCCGAUGAUUCUAUUGCCCCAAUUCAAGGACCGCUACAAUUCAUGGAGCUUGCGACUUGCCCUAGAGAGCUGUUCAAAAUCCCAGGUGGCUUGCAUGCGCCCCACUUGAACAAGUUCAAAGACGUGUCAUCAACAUGUCGGAGGUUUCUUUCGCUUCACUUGUGCCGCAAAUCAGAAGCACUUGGCCAGGGUGCCGAUGCCGGCUCAGAUGAAACGACGAAAGAUUCCAGCAUUGCGCGCGGGAAUUUUGCCCCUUCGACCGCCCCGCAGCGCCUCAAACUUGAACGAACAGCUUUUGAGCGCUUCCCUUUGCCCGGAAGGUUCAAUGAGGUCCUGGUCAUCCUGGUCUACUUCGCGACAUUGUUGGUCAUUGCGUCCAGCCCCACCCUCCUUGCAGCAACGCGUGGUCCAGAAGCUGGUGGUUGGGUUUUACUUGCGUUUUUCUUGUACUUGCACGGCGUGGCGCUGGUUGUGGUUCUGAAUUACACGAGGGCCAUUCUCAAGGCAAGGCGGUCACGACAGAACGUUCAAGUUCCACUGAGAGCUGUGCCGUUUGGGAUUCUCAUCCCCAUGUACAAUGAAGACAUCGAAAUUCUGAGAGCUGGGCUGGAAAGCAUCAAUGACCAACCUCAAGCUCCGAAUGUGACUGUUAUCAUUGGACUUGAAGCACGCGUUGGUGAGGAGGACAAUGCAAAGCGGGAAGAAGCUGUGCGGGGAAUCCUUUGCAACGUGAAGGCAGUUCACGUUUUUAGGCACCCAGAAAACUUGCCGGGCCACAUCAAAGGCUGUGGCAGCAACCAGGCGUGGGCAAUGAGCCAAUUCUUGCAGACCAUCGAGGAAGACAUCAGCGAGUGGGUGUUUAUGAAGGUGGAUGCCCAAGUGGUCAUGCAACCCGGUUUGCUCACUGAGCUUGAGCAUCGCAUGCUUGCUUGGAAGUCGCAUAGGAGACCUGUUGUGUGGCAGCCGAUGGUGUUGCAUACCAUCAACAACAGUCGAGCUUAUGCGGUAGGUUCGCUCUUUGCGCAGACUGUCGAGUUCUUCGUCAUCGGGAUGUUUGCUCAGCCUCUCAUUUCCUCGUUCGUAUUUGGCCAGUAUGCCAUGCCCAUGGAUUUGUACGUGCGUGCCGGCACGCACCAUCCAUCCAUCAUGGCUGAAGACCAGGCCAUCACAAUUCAAUGCUCUUGGACAAAUAGGAGCCUGACAGUGCAACCUCUGAAUCACUCAGUGGCCAAGGCCCCGCCCCUGGGCGACAGUUUGCGCGAAGCAAUUGACGAGACACUGGCUCAGGAUACACGUUUCUUCGUAGGCAGUGUUUUGAUACUUCCUUGGAACCUUUUGCACAACCCCUCAACGCUCAGCUGCUGCAACUUUGUGCUGACUUCGCUUUUCCUCCGACACUUCACAACUGUUGUAAUGCCCAUCAUGGCCUUCCAGUCAAUGUUUACUGUCGGGUUUGGUUACGUCCGACUGCCCGCAGAGAGGCUAGAGGAGGCUGUGAACGGCAUCUUUGCUGUUUUCAGCCUGGCAGGCCCAUGCGUGACCCUGCUCAUGGCAUUUACUUUUGCCGUCCUUCAGAGCUCUAUGAUUGCUCAGUGGCCCGGCCGAGGCAGCCAGCUUUCUUUCAAAGCGAUUGUGAAUCAAAUCCUUUGGGGGCCUGCCUUGCAACUCCUCGUGUUUUUGGCAGAAGUCCGGGCAUUUCUGCUUUGUAUCCGCUACGGCUCAGCAGGGCAAACCGGGCCCUUGCAGUACCGGGCGCGCAAGAAAGUGGGAACAGCCAGCAUGAAGGGCAUGCCGAUGGAGCGUUUGGAGCCAACGGGCAGCGCUUGCAAACCAGUGACAGUCACUUGCGAAGUCAGUUGCGAGGCGGUGGAUAUUGAACCAGGCGAGCAGCCAUUCAGCGUUUGAAUUGAGGUUGCUCGGUGUUGUGUUCAUUUGCCAUUGAUCGCCACAUGCAAUGCGCUCCGGUGAUGAGAGACGACUGCUGCUACCAGAGCGUGUGGGACUGCCUGCAUGUCGACCCCAACCCUUUGUCUGUGCAGCCGUAAGAAUAGUGACACUUGCAGAUGUUGUGUGCGCCGGCGCGGUGGAACACUUCUUAGAUAGUGACACUUUCAGAUUUUGUUUGUGCCGACACGGUACCUUCGUUUCAAUCCACGAUUUGGGUUGUCAAGGAGCCCUUUUGGGGGCCCCAACCCUUCGUGCGUGCAGCCAUAGAAUAGUGACAGUCAGGCGUUCAGAUGUCAACUGUACAGAUUUUGUUUGGCGCAGGCACGCUGCCUUCGAUUCAAUUCACGAUAUGGGUUGUCAGGGAGCCAUAUUGGCAGCCCGAACCCAUCGCGUGUGUGCAGCCGUAGAACAGUGAUGCUUUCACAUGUUGUGUGCGCCGGCCCGGUGGACAACUUUCGGAUUCGACACGG